This is a messenger RNA of Closterium sp. Naga37s-1, 1047 nucleotides long. Lineage: Eukaryota; Viridiplantae; Streptophyta; Zygnematophyceae; Desmidiales; Closteriaceae. The record is from the annotation of a GenBank genome assembly.
AUGCUGUCGCUCGCGACGUUAGCAACUAGCGACGACGGUCCCGGUCCUCUGUCCCCUGCUCCCGGUGGUCGUCGUCGUCUCAAACUCGACAAAUCCGGCCGGCCCGCCGUGCCUUGCGCCGCCUCUUCCGGCCAUGGCGGACCCUCGGCUGGCCUUGCUGCUCUUUCCGCCACUAACGAGACCGCCAGCUGCAGAUUUCCCGGCGUGUUUGACGGCGCAUCUAGUGGCAGAAUUGGCUCGGGAUAUAGAGGCGAGCGGGGGGAAUACCCGCUCGAGAGGGGGGACUUCUUCGCUGCCGUUCCGCGCCUCCGCGCAAGCGACCUUGAGAGUUCCGUGGACGCGCUGCUGGAAGCGGACCCUGACGCGCCCGCCGGCGCAAACGCUUGCGCCGACGCGGACGAUGACGUCAGCAUCGACAUUCCCGUAGACUUGGACAGACUUUUCCGCAAGUGCGCGGAGCAGCAGCAAAUGCUGCGGGAGGCAGAAGGCGGAGGGGGAAUGGGCGGAAAGGGACUGGGCGGGGAUGCCGCAAGGCACUUGUCGACCUUGGCGGAAGCGGGGAAGCAUGGGAUGACCAAGCUAUGGGCGGUUCUAGGGACAGGAGGUAAGGCUGCUUUAGGAGCAACAGGGGCGGUGUUCCCGUCUACUGGGUCUCGUGGGAGUGACGAUAUUAGGGAUGAUCCCGAGGGAAGAGCGGAAGAAAAUAUUGGAGGGGGACGACCGGGGGAGCAAGCCCCGAAGGAGGCUGCUACUGCUACUGCUACUGCGCACGAAAAGCAGCAGCAGCAGCAGCAGCAGCAGCAGCAGCAGCAGCAGCAGCAGCAGCAGCAGCAGCAGCAGCAGCAGCAGCAGCAGCAGCAGCAGCAGCAGCAGCAGCAGCAGCAGCAGCAGCAGCAGCAGCAGCAGCAGCAGCAGCAGCAGCAGCAGCAGCAGCAGCAGCAGCAGCAGCAGCAGCAGCAGCAGCAGCAGCAGCAGCAGCAGCAGCAGCAGCAGCAGCAGCAGCAGCAGCAGCAGCAGCAGCAGCAGCAGCAGCAGCAGCAGGGUUGA